Molecule: messenger RNA, 4311 nt
Organism: Hordeum vulgare subsp. vulgare (domesticated barley)
Lineage: Eukaryota; Viridiplantae; Streptophyta; Magnoliopsida; Poales; Poaceae
Product: probable methyltransferase PMT26
Exons: 4
Coding region: 1383-4181 (932 amino acids)
Cellular component (GO): trans-Golgi network; cytoplasm; endosome
Molecular function (GO): methyltransferase activity
Source: RefSeq, a predicted model, not a curated record
UAUAUUUUAAACUACUUUUUACGGUAAUUUAUAUUAAUUGACCAAGGCAAUUUUUAAUAAUUAAUCACGGCAAAUUUAAUGCAUGAAUCAUGGCAAUUUUUAGUGAUCCAUCAUGACAAAUUUAGUUUAUAGAUCAUAGCAAUUUUAGUAUUUUGACCAUGACACCCAUGUAAAUUAUUUUUUGUGUGAACCAUGACAAAUUUAAGUGCAUGUAUCAUGGCAAAUUUAAGUAAUUCACUAUGUGAAUGUAUGUGUGUAUGUAUAAGCGUUUGCAUGUAUACUGUGUUAAAAAAAAUCAUCAUGGCAAUUUUAGUUUAUGGCUUAUGGCAAGUCUAGUUUCUUAAUUCCCCAUUUUAUAAUAUGUCCAAAAUUACUUUUAGAGGUAAAAGAAAAAAUAGCUGAAACAUAUCAUAACAACUUUAAUGUAAACACCGUGGCAAUUCAUGUGCAACAGACAUGUCAACUUUUAACCCCAAAAAGAAGUCGUCAAAACAUAUUAAUAUGAAAUCUAGUUUCGAAGACCUCGUCACGAUGAAUUUAAUGGUAAAACGGAUCUUCAAUCGGAUUUUUCAUUUAAAAGAUAAAACAUUUUAAAAAUUAGAAAUUCAAAAAGAUUCUAACAUAUAUGCAUGCGAUGACGUGACUCAAUAUUUAUGUUAUAGGUGUGUGAGCGGAUGUUGCUCCCAUCACACAUGUAGGCGGUAUCAGCGUCCAAUAAAAAUUGAUCCUAAAACAAAUCGGAGAUCGCACAGGAGAAGCUUUCUCGUUCAGUUAUAGCUUGCUACUAUUAUAUGCUAUGGCUGCAUUGGGGUUCAACGCUUGUUCCGUCAAGGUUGGGCUUGUUUAGUCUCUGACACUCAUCAAGGCUAGGUGGAGCUUCGUCUUGUCCAUGGAUAUACAAGCGCGCGAGCGCGAGCGCGACGCGAUGUUUUUCCAACAUGAAGAAAAUUUAGCCAGAGUUUUGCAUGGCAAUGGAGCCACAAAGGGCGGGGAGAGUGGCGUUGGUGGUCGGUCACUCCGGUUCCACACUUGGCGCCUCCUGCCUUCUCCCCCACCCAAUAAAAGAAGCAUGCAUGCUUGCUUUGCAUGCCCCGUUGCUUCUUGUUGGGAAAUAGAAAGGGUUCCGGUAGACCCAUUUGAAAGACGCUCCUUUUAUUUCAUAAUCCAUCGCUACGUCUCCAAGCAAAGCGCGCAGAAAGCUCGACAUUGAUCUGCAGCCGCGGUGGUGCCGCCGGUCGGAACGAGGCACCCUUCUCGCUUGCCAUCGAAUUCGACGCCGGCCGGCACUGGAGUCUGGAGCUGCCGAUCCAGUGAUUCAUCGUGCUCGGCCAUUGAGGCCUAGCGCAUGAGCUUGCUGGAACAAGAGCUGUAGGAAAGGGAAGAUGCCGUUGUUUGAUCGAGAUCGCUACCAGAGGCUGCCGCUGGACGUCAGCGGCGGUGGCGCCCGGCGGCCCGCGUCGUCCUGCGCGACGGCCACGGUCGUCCUCUUCGUGGUGCUCUGCCUCGUCGGCGCGUGGAUGAUGGCGUCCACGAGCAACGUCCCGAUGGGCGUCUCACCGGACAAGUCCGGGGAGGAAACGGACGUCGCCUUGACCCGCAGUGUCGUCAAGGGAGGCGACGCCGAAGACAUGACGAAGACAACAGACAAGGCCGCCAAGGAGAAGGACGACGACGACAGUCCCGCCGUGCAAAGGACGGAGGUCGACCAGAGCGCCGAGACGACGACAGAUGCCGACGCCAACAGCACUACUGGAGGCAAGCCCGACGGCAACACCGUAGCCGGGGCCGAGUCACCGUCCAAGAACCUCACAUUCCCUGAGGACAGCGGCAUGACGGAUGGCGGGGAUGUGGCAAAGCCGGAGGAAAACCCUGACAAGAAAGUCCAGAGUAACACAGAGGAGGCCACGACCGACGAUCCGUCGACAGGCACGAACCAGAGCGGCGGCAACAGCGCCGAGCAGAACACGGAGGAGGAGCCUAGAAACACCACGGACACUGGUGACCAGGUUGAUAAGAGCUCCGACACUAUGGAGAACGACGGUCAGGACGAGGCGGCGCCGACCGAGAAGAAGGGUGAGAAAGAUGAUAACAUCACCAACAAGAAUGCUGAAGAGACGCCGGCCUACGCAAAAGAAGCUAACGAAGACGGCACGGAGAAGAACCAGACGGCCUUCGACGACCGGACCGGUGACGACACUGGCGCUGCAUCCAAGAACCAAACUGUCAUCGACAAGAAGGACACGCCCAGGAACCAGACAUCUACAUCUGUAGAUGGCACACUCUCUGAAGAAGACGGGAUGGUUCUAACCAACAGUAGCAGCACCACCCAAGGCGAAGAGAGGCCAGUGACGGAGCCGGUGACCGGUGGCGACACAGAAACGGCAGAGCUGCUGCCGAGCGGGCAGGCAGAGCUGCUCAACGAGACUACGACGACGGCCGAGCAGGACGGCACGUUCCCGACACAGGCGACGGAGUCGAGCGAGGAGGAGGCGCGAACCAGCAGGAAGAAGAAGGAGCACAAGAAGAAAGACAAUGUGGUCGUCGGCGGCGGUGAGUCCUCCACAGAGGAGGCCUCGUACGUCUGGAAGCUGUGCAACACGACCGCCGGCGCGGACUACAUCCCGUGCCUGGACAACGAGGCGGCCAUCAAGGGUCUCAAGAGCAACAAGCACUACGAGCACCGCGAGCGGCACUGCCCGUCCCCAGCGCCGUCAUGCCUGGUGCCGCUGCCGGAGGGCUACCGGCAGCCGAUCCCGUGGCCGGAAAGCCGCGAGAAGAUCUGGUACAACAACGUGCCGCACACCAAACUGGCGCUGUACAAGGGGCACCAAAACUGGGUGAGGGUCUCCGGCGACGGCGAGCACUUGGUGUUCCCCGGCGGCGGCACACAGUUCCUGAACGGCGCGUCGCACUACAUCGACGUGAUUCAGGAGGCGCUCCCAGCGGUGGCGUGGGGGACACACAGCCGUGUGGCGCUUGACGUCGGCUGCGGCGUGGCAAGCUUGGGCGGGUACCUGUUCGACAAGGAGGUGCUAACCAUGUCUUUCGCGCCCAAGGACGAGCACGAGGCGCAGGUGCAGUUCGCGCUGGAGCGCGGGAUCCCGGCUAUCUCCGCGGUGAUGGGCACGAAGCGGCUCCCCUUCCCCGGCGGCGCCUACGACCUGGUGCACUGUGCGCGGUGCCGCGUGCCGUGGCACAUCGAGGGAGGCAAGCUGCUGCUGGAGGUGAACCGGCUGCUCCGUCCCGGUGGUCUCUUCGUGUGGUCAGCCACGCCGGUGUAUCGGAAGGACGCGGAGAACGUGGGGAUCUGGCAGGCCAUGGCUGCACUGACCAAGUCCAUGUGCUGGGAGAUGGUGACGAGGACGAGCGACACGGUGGACCAGACCGCCAUGGUCAUCUUCAAGAAGCCGUCCAGCAACGAGUGCUACAGCAAGAGGAGCCGGGCGGAGCCGGCGCUGUGCGAGGAGUCGGAUGACCCCAACGCCGCAUGGAACAUAACGCUACAGGCGUGCAUGCACAGAGUGGCCACCGAGCCAGGGGCGCGAGGCUCGCGGUGGCCGGAGCAGUGGCCCGAGAGGCUGACGGCGGCGCCCUACUGGCUGAACGAGAGCCAGGUGGGCGUGUACGGCAAGCCUGCGGCGGAUGACUUGGCGGCGGACACUGAGCACUGGAGGAAGUCGGUCAACAGCUCGUACCUGAGCGGCAUGGGCAUCGACUGGAACAACGUGAGGAACGUCAUCGACAUGCGAUCCGUCUACGGCGGGUUGGCGGCGGCGCUGCACGACAUGAAGGUGUGGGUGAUGAACAUCGUGCCGGUGGAGUCGCCGGAUACGCUGCCCAUCAUCUACGAGCGCGGGCUCUUGGGGAUGUACCACGACUGGUGUGAGUCUCUGAGCACCUACCCGAGGUCGUACGAUCUCGUCCACGCCGACCAUCUCUUCUCCAAGCUCAAGUACAGGUGCAAGGUGAGGCUGGUGAUGGCGGAGGUGGACCGGAUCCUCAGGCCGGAGGGCAAGAUGAUAGUCCGUGAAGACAGGGAGACGGCCGAGGAGGUGGAGAGGAUCGCCACAUCUCUGCAUUGGGAGGUCCGGAUGGCCGUGUCAAACGAGGGGGGGGAGAGGCUGCUCUGCUUCCACAAGACCAUGUGGCGACCCACCCAAGUCCAACCACUGGGCUCCUAGGAAUAUACUACGUACUACUUUCCUAGCAAAGCAAAACAUAUGAGUAUGACAGCAGCAAUAAUGAAAAUAAUCCUCUAGAGUUAUUCUUCACACUUUUGUGCUUGUACAAUGAAACGGUGAAGAACUUUAU